AUGGCCAGGGUCUCGAUCGAUCUCGCAAAGGUUUAUACCGAAGACACCGCUCAGGAUGUCGCUCUCGAGUGUUCUAUAAAGGCCGCUCUCGAUGUCAACAAUAAAGCUACCAUAUUUGGCUCUGAUGAUGAUCAGCAUGAGACCGGAAAUUCAAUUGAGGUCGCUUCUGAAUCUCAGGAUGCCGAUAUUCAGGGCGUAAUGAACCCUGAAGUCGGUACACCUCAGGUCGCUAUCCAAGUGCCGUCAUCCAAACGCGCAAAAUAUCUCUCGACGGAAUACCCAUACCUCUCUCUAGAUAAUGAGACGCAGCACUCGGGCUUCCUCGAUAUGGCCAAGAUUUUCGGCCCACACCCCGAUCGGCUCGAUUUCACAUUCACCGCAUCGUGGUACACGGGCCAGUACUCCACGAUUUCCAUCAAGAUCAACGGAGCUACCACCUCCGGUCAGAGAUAG
Messenger RNA from Lasiosphaeria miniovina, 453 nucleotides. RefSeq lists its product as uncharacterized. NCBI's taxonomy places the organism in Eukaryota, Fungi, Ascomycota, Sordariomycetes, Sordariales, Lasiosphaeriaceae. The record is from RefSeq and is a predicted model, not a curated record. The transcript is spliced from 4 exons. Bases 1 to 453 code for a protein of 150 amino acids.